This is a messenger RNA of Sceloporus undulatus (fence lizard), 2697 nucleotides long. RefSeq names its product protocadherin gamma-B5-like. Lineage: Eukaryota; Metazoa; Chordata; Lepidosauria; Squamata; Phrynosomatidae. Gene Ontology annotation, biological process: homophilic cell-cell adhesion. Gene Ontology annotation, molecular function: calcium ion binding. Bases 136 to 2697 code for a protein of 853 amino acids. Gene Ontology annotation, cellular component: plasma membrane. The transcript has 3 exons. The record is from RefSeq and is a predicted model, not a curated record.
UACAAUGUACAGGAGAAGAAAUCAUUGACAUUGUUAACAUUCUCCGGCUGACUGUUUCUGAGUGGGAAUUUGAAUUUUUAAAAUUCAUCUGACGACAUCAAACAAGGACAAAGCAAUUUUUGUUCACUAAGUGGAAUGGAGAAACAGAAUAAAGAUAACAGAUCACUACAAAGGCAAGUACUUCUCUUAUUUUUCUCUUUAUUUUGCAAAGCUGCCUCAGAAAACAUUCAGUAUUUCAUCCCUGAAGAAAUGGGGAAAGGCUCUAUUGUAGGGAAUCUUGCAAAAGACCUGAGCCUGAAAACUGGAGAAAUAAAAAAUAGCAAUCUACAUAUACUUUCUCUAGGUGAAAAUCAGUAUUUCACUAUCAGUGCAGAAAAUGGGAAUCUUUAUGUAAAUGAUAGAAUUGACAGAGAAGAAAUAUGUGGGGACAGUAAAUCCUGCCCCAUCAGUUUUAAGGUAAUGUCUGAAAAUCCUAUGAAUAUUUUUCAUAUAACUGUAGAGAUCCAGGACAUUAAUGACAAUGCACCAAAUUUUCUGGAUGGUGAUAUCAAGCUACAGAUCAUUGAAUCCACUUUACCAGGAACCACAUACAUCUUGGAGCAAGCUGAAGAUCCUGACGUUGGGGUAAAUGGUCUACAGGAUUACCAUCUUAACAAUAAUAAGUAUUUUACUUUGGAUGUUAAAGAUAGAGAAGAUGGGAAGAAAUAUGCAAAAUUAGUAUUGGACCAACAGUUGGAUCAUGAAAGUGAAAGUACUUUCCACUUAAUCUUCAUGGCUUUGGAUGGAGGGAAGCCUCCAAAAACAGGGACAGCCACAAUAUGGAUUACAGUCAUCGAUGCCAAUGACAACCCACCUGUCUUCACUCAAGAACUGUACAUGGUGAACCUGAAAGAGAAUGCACCAAUUGGGUCUUUAGUGGUACAAGUGAAAGCCACAGACAGAGAUGCAGGUUCAAAUGGCCAGAUCAACUAUGGUUUCAGAAACAUCCCUGAACGUGCUCGCCAGAAAUUCAACUUAGAUUCACGAAAUGGGAAAAUAACAAUUAAUGAAACUCUGGACUUUGAGAAAACAGAGAAGUAUGUGCUGACAGUAGAAGCAAGAGAUGGAGGUGGAUUAGUAGCUCACGCUAAUGUUGAAAUAACACUAAUAGAUGAGAAUGACAACACUCCAGAAGUUAUUCUUGCCUCACUAUCCGGUCCAAUACCUGAAGAUUCUGCAGUAGGAACUCUGGUAGCUCUUAUCAGUGUAAAUGAUAAAGAUUCUGGGGACAAUGGUGAAAUUACUUGCCAUUUAAUAAGGGAUAUGCCUUUCAAAAUAGAGUCAACUAACAAUGAUUUCUAUAAGCUUCUUACAGAUGGCCCUCUGGACAGGGAAAGCACUCCAGAAUACAAUAUCACAAUCACAGCAACAGAUAAAGGCACACCUCCUCUUUCAACAGAGAAAACCAUCUCCCUGAAGAUUUCAGAUAUCAAUGACAACUCUCCUGCCUUUGAGAAAUCCUCUUACACUGCCUUUGUGCCAGAGAACAAUCCUGCAGGCACCUCCAUUUUCCAUGUUCAUGCCUCAGAUCCAGAUCUGGAACGCAAUGCCAAAAUCACUUACUCCCUCCUCAAAAGCAACAUUCAAGAGCUGCCUCUCUCAUCUUACCUCUCCAUUAACUCUGAAACUGGCAUCAUCUAUGCUCAGCGCUCCUUUGACUAUGAACAGUGCAGAGAGUUUCAGGUGGAGGUGAGGGCCCAAGAUGGAGGCUCCCCACCCCUCAGCAGCACUGCCUCUGUGAAGGUCUUUAUCCUGAACCAGAAUGACAAGAGCCCUCAAAUCCUUUAUCCUUCUCAGGGAGCGGAGGGCUCAGCCUUGUUUGAGAUGGUGCCUCGCUCAGCGGAGGAGGGCUAUCUGGUGACCAAGGUGGUGGCGGUGGAUGCUGACUCUGGGCACAAUGCUUGGCUCUCUUACCAUCUGGUCCAGGCCACUGAGCCAGGGCUCUUCACAAUUGGGGUCCAUAAUGGUGAGAUCAGGACAUCCCGGACAUUUUUGGAAAGAGAUGCUCUCAAGCAGAAGCUGGUAAUCUUAGUGAAGGAUAAUGGCCAGCCACCACUAUCCAGUACUGUGAGUCUCAAUCUGGUCUUUGCUGAAAACUUCCAAGAGGCUCUUCCAGAAAUUAACAGCCAAUCCAGAGACCCAGAGUAUCAGUCGGACCUCCAGUUUUACUUGGUUCUUGCCUUGGCUUUGAUUUCAUUCUUGUUCCUUCUGACAGUGAUUCUGGCCAUCCUUACAAAGCUUCGAAGAGCAGGGAGCCCCAAAUUCUUGCAAUGUUUUGGUCCUGUUCCCCAUUCAAACAAUGCUGUCCUAUUCCCACCAAACUAUGAAGAAGGGACAUUGCCUUACUCCUAUCAGCUCUGUUUAUCCUCUGAGUCCAGGAUACAGGAAUUUAGCUUCCCAGCACCCACUACUCAAACUGCAGAGAAUAUUGCCUGUAAUCGGAAGUCUGAUGUUCUUUUGACCACUGAUCAAGGAAAUAUCUUAAAUAUAGGAAUGGAUCAAGCUAAUGUGCCUCAGAGUGCCACUGUUGGGCAGCAAAGAAGAACUGCCAAGACAAGAAUGCUUAAUGUAGUGAAACUGCUUAUUCACUGGGAAAUAGCAGAACACAGGGACAUGGUGAUUUUUAUUUCAGAGAAAAGCAAACACUACAAUGUAUAG